ACCUGAGAGCCCCGAGGUUGGUGGUGAGCUGGAACCUCCGCCACAGGCUGGGGGGCGGCAGGGGAGGAGCCAGAGGAAGUGGCGCCUCCGCUGAGAGGCCCAGCGGACCCUGCAAAGCCCCCUCAGCCCCGCUGGCUCCGCCCCCUGCUGCCCCCACCGGGGGAAGUAGAAAUACAGGAGCUGCUCCAGCUUCCACUGUCACCGCCACUGCCACCACCCACUGCGCUUGGACCCAGCACCUGCCCUCGCUCCGUGCCAAUGGCUGACGGGCUCUUCCAGCGCAGACCCUGGGGCGCGGAGCGGAUGCGCUCAGACUCUGACCCGGAGUCCGAAGGCCUCUUUGACAAACCUCCGCCCGAAGAGCUGCCCACUGCCCGCGCGCCCAAGUCCGGGUCGGCCGUGGGCAGGAGGGGGGCUCGGCGAGCGAGCGGGAAGGCGCAGGGGACGCGCGCGGGGCAGUCUCUGAGGGCUGCGGUGCGCCCCCAACUCAAGGAGGAGGUGCCUGCCCUGGAGGAGGGCUGCUACCUCGACCAUUUCCCGCACCUCUCCAUCUUCAUCUACGCCGCCAUCGCCUUCUCCAUCACCUCCUGCCUCUUCACCUAUAUCCACCUGCAGCUGGCCUGAGUGGCAGCAGGCUUUGCUACAGCUGCCAGACGGAUCCCAGAGCUGUAGCCAUGGACGGAUCUGAGAGCUAUAGUUAUGAGGGCUGUUCUACCAGGACGCCACGCUUCGGGGCGCAUCUGGGACUUCGUGGGACCCGCAGCUGUGGAAUUCGCAGGAUGCAGGAUCAGAGCUGGGCCUGUCCUGCGGAAUGAGACUCUGGGGGGGCUCUGGAUGGGGUUCACGGAAGGACGUCCUAGGGGACUGGGACUUUUUGAGAGAUUCGUCAGUGACCAGAGCUCUGGCUGAG
Molecule: messenger RNA, 910 nt
Organism: Ochotona princeps (American pika)
Lineage: Eukaryota; Metazoa; Chordata; Mammalia; Lagomorpha; Ochotonidae
Gene: SMIM48
Exons: 2
Coding region: 259-624 (121 amino acids)
Source: RefSeq, a predicted model, not a curated record